CCUUCCUUCAUUCAUUCAUUCAUUCAUUCACUACCUCACCUGUAUUCACCAUCCAUUCUAGGCAGCGAAUGCUGCUGGCCUUCGUCAAUCUACUUGCAUUCUGAUUGUCGCCCCAGCCCCAACACCGAUCCCUGGAGGGAAACAUAAUGCAGUACUUUAUUGUGCACACCUACCGUAUCCAGCGCUAUCGUUUGUUAGGUAUUCGCCUGCCCCGCCACAGACACCCGUUGGACCUAGUGCACCUAUAUUCCUGAAAGAGUUGAGACAUCAACCACUUAAGCCUGGAGAUAUUAUGGUGAUGGAAGCGAGAGUUGCGGGUAGGUGGAGUAGUUUUGAUAGCGCAUUUAGCUUUACUUCUAGAACAUCUGUAAAUUUUAAAUCACAUAAUAUUGAACCAAAACGCUUUGAUGAACUUUUCUGCAAAGCUAAUUUAAUGACAUGCGAGCUAAGAGUGCCUCUUCCAAAAGUCGAAUGGCUAAAGAAUGGAAAACCGUUGCAGAACUACCGUCUUGGGUAUAAUAGCAUUCUCAUGAGAGCAAAAAUUGAGCACGACUCCCAGACGGGCAUUGUUUCACUGACAAUUCCACAAAUGUUUAAUGAUGAUGCAGGCGAAUACUCGUGUAAGGCAUCUAAUGCCCAUGGUGAAGCAGUUUCUACCGCUCAGUUGCUCGCUAAAGAACAGUACGAUCGUUGGUUUGCCGAAGAAAAGACACGUUUGACGAGGGAUAGAAGACAGGCGCAGCAAGGUCGUCCAAGCAGUGUAGCGCAGAAGCAGAUGAUGAAACAAGGCUAUAGUUCAAAUGAUCAGGAUAGUGCUGGGGAUACGCCAUGGGGCAUCUCUGAAUCGGAAACGGAACCAGAACUUGCAUCGUACGACGGAAGAGGUGCACCAGGAUCAAGACCUAUUGUACGAUCUCCUCCUCGAGGCCUUCGACUUACCGAAGGCACUGAUGCGAUCCUUCAGGCGAACAUCGUUGGGAAUCCGAAACCUAGAAUUUAUUGGCUGUUUAAUGGUGCUCCCAUUCGUAUGAGUGGACCACGGAUACAGAUGACCUACAGAGAUCUAACGUGUUCAAUAUUCAUAGAAAGUCCAUUCUUGAUAUUCAUAAAUAUGCAUGAAAAAUGCUGUUCUCGCCUUUAUGCAUAUUAUUAG
Molecule: messenger RNA, 1153 nt
Organism: Strongylus vulgaris
Lineage: Eukaryota; Metazoa; Nematoda; Chromadorea; Rhabditida; Strongylidae
Source: the annotation of a GenBank genome assembly